AUGAGCUCAGGGGUGUUCCCGUGUUCCGCGGCGCACGUUGCCGGGAGGAGUCGGUCGUGUUGUCCCGGCGGAGCGAACAAGCUGUACCCAGAUCCGAUUACCGGUUUGGCAGCCGUCGGGUCUGCGCUCACACGGCCGCCUCCCGACGCCUUCCAGACGUCAGCGCGGAGAAGCCCGUGUUUACGAAGAAUUUUUAUUUUUUGCUUAUUCAUAGGCUCAGCUAAUGGCUGUGAGAGAACUUCUUUUGCAUUUUUGCGACAAGAACUUCCUGUGAGGUUUGCAAACAUACUGAAAGAAAUUGAUCUGCUUCCUGACAGACUGCUAGGCACUCCAUCAGUACAGUUAGUAAAAAGCUGGUACAUCCAAAGCUUAAUGGAGCUGGUUGAGUUCCAUCAGAAAAGCCCAGAUGACCAAAAAGUCUUAUCCGAAUUUAUAGAUACAUUAAUUAGAGUCCGAAACAGACAUCAUGAUGUGGUUCCUACGAUGGCAGAAGGAGUAAUUGAAUACAAAGAUACUUUUAAAGUAGAUCCUGUCACCAAUCAAAACAUUCAGUAUUUUUUGGAUCGUUUUUACAUGAGCCGCAUUUCCAUCCGGAUGCUAAUGAACCAACACACCCUGCUUUUUGAUGAUAAAUCUGGCUCAGGGCAUCCGAGGCACAUUGGAAGUAUUGAUCCUUGCUGUGAUGUUGCUGAAGUAGUGAAUGAUGCUUUUGCAAGUUCCAAGAUGUUGUGUGACCAGUAUUACUUAACAUCUCCAGAGCUGAAACUUAAUCAAGUGAAUGGAAAAUUUCCAGGGGAGCCAAUUAACAUUGUGUAUGUUCCGUCUCAUCUUUUUCACAUGCUUUUUGAGCUCUUCAAGAAUUCAAUGAGGGCAACUGUUGAAUUCCAAGAAAACAAUCCUUCCCUUUCUCCAAUUGACGUGACAGUUGUUCUAGGACAAGAAGACCUGUCAAUUAAGAUCUCAGACAGAGGAGGUGGUGUUCCAGUAAGGAGAAUUGAGCAGCUGUUCAGCUACAUGUAUUCCACAGCACCAAGGCCGAGGAUGGAUGAUGGUCGAAAUACCCCUCUUGCUGGCUUUGGCUAUGGCUUGCCAAUUUCUCGUCUUUAUGCUAAAUACUUUCAAGGAGAUAUAAAUCUCUACUCCAUAUGUGGUUAUGGAACAGACGCUAUUAUCUACUUGAAGGCCCUGUCAACAGAAUCAGUAGAAAAACUCCCAGUUUUCAACAAAUCAGCUUCCAAGCAUUACCAGGCUACCUCAGAGGCGGAUGACUGGUGUGUCCCAAGUAGAGACCCAAAGAAUGUAUCAAAGCAGAGUGCAGCUCUCUGA
Messenger RNA from Opisthocomus hoazin, 1326 nucleotides. Lineage: Eukaryota; Metazoa; Chordata; Aves; Opisthocomiformes; Opisthocomidae. The record is from RefSeq and is a predicted model, not a curated record.